AUGUCUUCUCAUGGAGGUAUUACCGAUGAGCUUCUCUGUAAGCUAGCUGAACACAUCGAGACAGGUGAACAGAUGGAGGCCUUGGCACGAACGCUAGGAUUCAACACUGCAGCCAUCAAUAGAUACAUAGAAACUAGCAGACUGGAAGGACGGGUCACGUGUAAGGGAACACGUGACAUGAUGUUUGAUUGGAGACAGAGGGUGGAUCUAUCCAAUCAGCAUCCUAGGCUGAAACAAGCUCUCAUUGAUGCUAGACUAAUCAUGCUUGCUGAAACUUAUCUCAAUGACACAUUAACAACCCAAGAUAUAUACAGUGAGAAGAUUUCGGAAUCUCUGACUGUUCGAAAAUGUCGCACAAUCUUGGAGGACAAAUAUUCGAAUCAGCUAUGUAAAAUUCAAAUGAAACCUUGGGAUAAAGACGAUUAUGCAGAGUUUGAAGAUAUGCACACCGUUGUUACCAUAGUAAAAAAGGAUGCUCGUGGGAGAGAUAUUACGGAAAAACAAAUACUUCAAGGCUCUGUUGGGAAAAUAUUUUCAGCCAAAGUAAAUGGAAAGUUUCCAUCUCGAAUCCUUAUUUCGGCUCCGGCUGGACGAGGAAAGACGACAGCUGUUGCUAAGAUGGCACACAACUGGGUUCACAGAGAGGAAGGGUCAGGAUUAGAAGACUUGCCACUUCUGUUCGUAGUCAAGUUUCGAAACACAAGCCACAGUACAUCGAUUGGAGAAGCCAUCAUAUCGCAACUCCUGAGUGAUGUUGAUGAUCUGACGCCAGAGGGCCUAGAGAGUUUCAUCAGGGAGCAUCAGGGAAUCUGUCACAUUGUACUAGAUGGGCUCGAUGAGUAUGCUGGUAUCUCUUCCUCGAGUAACAUCAUGAGGAUUCUCCGCUGGGAAAUGUUUCAACAAUGUCGAGUUCUUGUAACAACUCGACCUCACCUAGAAGACGUUUUCAGUAAAGAAGAUCUACCAAGGGUGUACACAAAGAUGGAAAUCGAAGGUUUCUCAAGAGAGAGCACACGCGAUUACAUUGACAUGUUCUUUACUUCAGUUCAGAAACCUAUGAAAGCAAAUGGUCUGAAAUGUUACCUCGCUGAACAUCCACUUAUUGAGGAACUAGUCAAAACACCCCUAUUUUGCCUCAUGGUUUGUCACCUAUGGUCUGAAGAUCUACUCCACCGUGAGAUUUCAACCCAGACAGCAAUACUCGACAAAGUAAACGUUUUUUUAAUGCACCACGCAAAUGAACGAACUGAUGGAUUAUUCAUGCCUGAAACUCUAGACGCAAUAAUCCACAAACUGGGUAAAGUUGCUCUUACUGGUCUGCUUAAUGAUUCUAAGAAGCUAGUAUUUACCCCUCGUGAUUUUCAGAAGAUUCCCUCUGCCCUUGAUAUGGCUUGUGAGCUAGGAAUAGUGUCUAAGACAACUGUAUCAACUGCUCGCCUUUCUCGAACUAACAAAACAAACUCUACUACUAUAGAAUUUUAUCACAAACUUGCCCAAGAACACGCAGCUGGAAAGUUCCUCGCUGAUAAAACAAGCCAUUUGCAGCUGAAGUUGAAGAUCUCUCAGUUAGACCGAGUGCUGCGAAAGAUUAAAAGAAACAUUGGUGAAUAUGAAAAUCUUAUUCGUUUUGCUGCUGGUUCAAAGAACAGCCUCUGUAUUCGAAUAAUGGAGACGCUUCUGACAAAUAAAUAUUUAUCUGAGAGUGAGCGUUAUCGUAUUCUCCUAGAUUGCUCGUCCGAGUCAGGGGUUAGCGAUGGGAAUGUGUCAUUACUGGUGCAAAGGUGUGUGACGUCACAAAGUAUUCUUUUGAGGUCACCAACAAUCUACACUGCUGUUGGGAUGCAAAAUCUUCCAAGUGAGCUGAAACAGAAGGUUCUUAGUGUGAAAUUCGAGAAUUCUGUUCUGACAACCGUUGUGACAGAGGGACUAUGGAGAUGCCUUAAAUCAUUUACGAUGUUAAGUUCUCUCACCAUCUCAGACUCAUCUAUCGAUUUCCCUCCAUCUCCUACUGAGCUACCAUCCAUCAGAAGUCUAUCAGUUGAGGGAGUGACGUCACAGUGCUAUAAAGGUCUGAUCUCAACGCUCCCUGGUUUGACAGACAUGAUAUAUAUCGAUGUAACUAUCGAUGAUUCAGAGGAGGACAUAGCCCAUAUCGUAUCUGUUCUCCUUCGGACAGGGGGACAGAAGCUCGAACGAAUAAUUAUUCGUGACACUCCGUCAUCAUUCCCGUCACGGAAGAGACCUUUGUGGAGUGAGACAGAGGGAGGACUGAGGCUGCUAUUCGACAAAUCUGAUUAUUCGGACACUGCCACGAACAUGCUCAUAUUGCAAAGCGCUAGACAUAUGGAAAAGAAAGGUCAUGUUGAAGUCUUAGAGUCGUUUGCAUUUUUGGCACAAUUGGCUCGACUUAAACUAGAAUUCCGUGAUGGUGGGUCUUUCAACUUCGAAAGGACGUUUGGGGUAAAGGUGAGCAUUGAUUGUUUCGAAGUGUUUUGAUAUGUUUAAUGUGCUUAGCAUUACCACUAAACGAUCAUUGAAAGCAAUCGAACGUAUGAUCCCAUCAUUAGGAAAAGUGUUUAAACGCAAUUAUUAGCCCCCUGUUCGCAUGCAGGUUCUUAUUCUAAAGUACUAUAUUUUUAAAUACGAUAACUAAAGGGGAAGUUUACCCUGAAGAAGAAAAUGUUAUAACUGGCGCAUUAAUGAUGUGGAGCUCAUCCGGGAUCUCGCAACAAAAUUUUAAUUUCAGCCUAUUUGACACUGUAGUGAAUUACAUUGGUGACAUAAAUUGAGGAUAUAGAAUUGAAAUUGAUAAAAAAAAAUGACAUAGAAGCAUUUUUUUGUGUGAUCUAUGAUUAAAGUUUAUGUAAAUUAAGCAUAAAUAAUUUUCUAGUCAAGAUUCCUAAACUCUGUAGAACCUUGGUGAACCUCAUGUAGCUCUCAGAUGGAACAAAAAUAAUCAAAAUCAAUCAACAAAAAAAUAAGUAUUUUUGCGAGUUUUGAAAAUAUAUGAAUAAAUUAGCAUAUUUAAUGAGUUUCGAAAUUCUGUGUCGAAAUGUUGUAUCUACACCUCGAGCUAUCAUAUAAAGCAAACAAAAUUGAAAUUGAUCAAUAAAUGAAAAAAAAAACGCUUUUUGUGAUUUACGAAUAAACUGCAGAAAUUAGCAUAAAUUCCUACGAUAUCGCGAUCGCGAAACAUUUCUACGAACAGCGUCAUCGAAAGGGAAAUCGCAUAAAGUCAACGAUUCUCGUAUCUUCGUAAGCGACGACGUCCAUCCAUCGACUCGUAAGGAACAUCAGAUCUUGAUGAAGAAAGUUCGCGAGCUUCGCGCUGCAGGAAACUUCGCCUUUAUUCCGUGGUCAGUUCCCCGUGUCAUC
Lytechinus pictus (painted urchin) is the source of this 3375-nucleotide messenger RNA. Its product is annotated as protein NLRC5-like. The transcript is spliced from 4 exons. NCBI's taxonomy places the organism in Eukaryota, Metazoa, Echinodermata, Echinoidea, Temnopleuroida, Toxopneustidae. Bases 1 to 2496 code for a protein of 831 amino acids. The record is from RefSeq and is a predicted model, not a curated record.